Messenger RNA from Corapipo altera (White-ruffed manakin), 2619 nucleotides. It is a transcript of the gene WDR31, whose product is annotated as WD repeat domain 31. The coding region runs from base 825 to 1880 and encodes 351 amino acids. Lineage: Eukaryota; Metazoa; Chordata; Aves; Passeriformes; Pipridae. The transcript has 11 exons. Gene Ontology annotation, molecular function: protein binding. The record is from RefSeq and is a predicted model, not a curated record.
AGGGGCUGCGCCCGCCUUGCCCCUGCCAGGCUGCCCCAUAUCGCAUCUGUGGGGCUGCCCCAGCGCGGGGACCCGGCAUGCCCCCAUCGACACCCCACAGGGCCACCCCCAUCACAGGGAGCCAGGAUGGCCCCAUUGAGCCCCAUUGGGCCACCCCAUCCACAGGGAGCCAGGAUGGCCCCAUUGAGCCCCAUUGGGCCACCCCAUCCACAGGGAGCCAGGAUGCCCCCAGCGAUCCCCCGUGGGGACACUGCCAGCACAGGGACCUGCGCCGCUCUCACAGGGUCACCCCCAGCUGUAGGGGCCAGGAUGUCCUCCUGUCCUCCACAGAGAUGGUCAAACACCCUCCUCGAGGGGUGGUAAGGAUGGGGGGAGCUCUGCUGGGGUCCCCGUGCCCACUGCUGUGGCUGUUGUCAUUCCCUAUCCAUGGAAAGGAUUUCACGGCAGAGCCUGGACAGGUGGAGGCAGUAGCAUGGGUUAUUUUUUGAAAGCCAUUUAGUAAAAAAUGUGUUUGAUUUCUGUCAAGUGGUACAUUUAAGGCAGAAGGGAGCAUAAGGAGAUCCUCUAGCAUGAAACUCAGUCUGCUGGAGGUGAGACUUCGUGUCCAGUUGCUGCUGGAUCCCCGUGUUAUUGGAACUUUGUGGUGGAGCAGUGGGGAAGAGGCAGGAGAGCCCAGUGAGACACAGGACAGAGCUCCAACCUUCCCUGUAGCCUCCUGGGGCCACCAGCAGCUUCUCUGUCCUCCCUCGGAGCUCAUGUGCAGGUCGUGUCCCUGCAGCAGGUGCCUGAGGUGCUGAUGUGACACCCCUGCUCGUUGGAGGGCUAUGGGGAAACUGCAGAGUAAACUCAGCUUCCACACCACCAAAUAUGGGGCCGAUGGCUCCGUGGGACAGACAGGAUCCAUCCUGGGACAGACGGGAUCCAUCCUGGGACAGACGGGAUCCAUCGGCACCUCCCGGCGGCACAGCCCCGCUCACACCGACGCCGUCACCUCUGUGGCUGCUCUCAAACCAGACCUCUGUGUGUCAGGGGGCAGGGAUAAGAGUGUGGCUGUGUGCAGCUGGAGAUCCGGGGCUGCCCUGCGGCGCUUCGUUGGCCACGAGCGGGAGGUCACCAAGGUCACCUCUGCCCUUGACUCCAGCAGAGUCUUCAGUGCAUCCCGGGACAAGACAGUGAUGAUGUGGGAGCUUCACGGGGCGUCGGGGCCAAGCCAGCACUUCCCAGGACAUGAGCUGGUCGUGACUGGGCUGGCUGUGAGCCCAGAUGCCUCCCAGCUGUGCACAGGCUCACGAGACAACACCGUGUGCAAGUGGGACACAGAGACUGGGGAGUGUCUGGCCAGGGCCACCAUCUCCAGGAAUCUGGUCACACACCUGUGCUGGGUUCCUGGGGAGCCUUAUGUCAUCCAGACCUCGGAGGAUAAAACAACCAGGAUCUGGGACAGCCGGGAGCUGCAGGUGGCACACACGUUCCCAGCCAAGCAGCACAUCCAGACGUGCUGUGACGUGAGCCAGGACGGGCGGUACUGCCUCAGCAGCAGCCAGGGUGGAGAGGCCACCCUGUGGGACCUGCGGCAGACCCGGGGCCGGGUGUGUGAGUACAGGGGGCAUUUCCAGACCACCACCUCGUGUGUUUUCCUCCCCCGGGGCCCAGCCCUCGCCCCCAGCGUCGCCACAUCCUCCAGCGACAGCACAGUGAAGGUCUGGCACCGGGACACGGCAGCCUGCCUGGCCACGCUGUCCCUGGAGGGCUCUGGCCCGCUGGCCUCGCUGGCCGCCUGCGACAGCUCCACCCUGCUCUGUGCCAGCGCCAGCUCCGGCAUCCACGUGCUGCGUGUGGGCGGCGGCGAGCCCGCCCUGCGGGAGCUGGCAGCGUUCUGAGCCAGGGACCCCCACAGACCCAGGGACCCCCACACAGACCCAGGAACCACGACACAGACCCAGGGACCCCCACACAGACCCAGGAACCAUGACACAGACCCAGGGACCACGACACAGACCCAGGGACCUCGACACAGACCCAGGAACCACGACACAGACCCAGGAACCACGACACAGACCCAGGAACCACAACACAGACUGGCCCCUGAGGGGAUGGGACCCCCAGAGCCUCCCCUGCCCACGGGCACAGGGACCAUGUGCCCGAGCAGCAGGGCAGGGGGACUCCCUGGGUGGUUUGUGGGGAGCUGUCCAGGAGAAAAGCCAAACCCUGGAUGCACGAGGCAUUCUCCUUACAAACCCUCCCUGCAGUGCAGGAUGGGGCAGAGGGAGCAGACAAGCUGUGAGGAGCCAAGGGGGACACACUGUAGCACUUUAACUGAUGUCCAGGCUUGGACCAGAGGAGACUGUAAUUAAAUAUUCUUCUGUGUUACUUGCUGGCCUCUCGUCCUAUAUAUUUUCCCUGGGAGGCACCAAGAGCUGGCACAUGGCACACACCACUGUGGUGCUUGGAAGGGAGGAGAAAGCCCUCAACACUCUGCUUGAGGAAAAGUAACUUAGGAGUGGGUUUGGGAUUUGUUUUUUUCGUAACACACCAUCUCCAACUACACUGGGAACAUUGCAUUGGGAACAGAACUGUGCUCACCUUCCCAGGGACCAUGGACAGCUGCUCUCCAGCUGA